AUGGCAGAAUUUGUUGUAUCAGGCCUUCUUCAAGUGAUUAUCGAAAGACUAGCCUCCCCAAUCCUAGAACAGUGUGAACUGUUGUGGGGUGUUCGCGAUGAGAUAGAAAAUCUAAGAAGUAAGUUAUCAACGAUACAAGCUGUGCUUGAAGAUGCAGAGGAGCAGCUGGUAAAGAGCAAGGCGCUGCAGAAUUGGCUGGGAAAGCUUAAAUGUGUGGUUUAUGAUGCAGAUGAUAUAUUGGAUGAUUUCACAAUAGAAAUGGAAGCAGAACCAAAAGUGGAAGCUAAACGCAAAAAAGUGGAGCUUGGGGAUUGCUUUAAGAAGGUAGGCACCUUCUUUUCAGCAUCGAAGUCCCGUUCAAAUAUGGCAGAUAAGAUAAAGGAGGUAGGGCGGAGAUUAGAUGCGAUUGCUGAAGAGAGGUCUAAAUUCCAUUUGAAAGAGGUAGAACGCGUGUUGGAGAUUCGAGGCGGAGAAUCAACUUACUCAUUUGUAAUCGAGUCAGAUGUUUACGGAAGGGAGGAAGAUAAAAAAGAGGUAAUGGAAUUACUGAUUAGUAAGGAUAACGGAGAGGAUGUUACAGUCAUCCCCAUAGUCGGUAUGGGGGGCCUUGGAAAGACUACACUCGCUCAAUUAGCUUUCAAUGACGACAGGGCAGUGAAGCAUUUCGAGCUAAGAAUGUGGGUUUGUGUGUCGGAUGAUUUCAGUGUGAGUAGGGUAACAAAAGAUAUCUUAGAAUCAGCAUCCGAUAACAAAUGUGAUCUCCAAAACAUGGAUCAACUGCAGCGUCACCUCCGCGAAAAGCUGAGUGGGAAGAAGUUUUUACUUGUGUUGGACGAUGUCUGGGAAGAAAAUCCUGAGAACUGGGAUCGAUUGAAACAAUUACUCAGAGGAGGUGCAAGGGGUAGUAAAAUCAUAGUAACUACCCGUAGUAAAAAAGUUGCUUCAAUCAUGGGCACUAUCCCUUCACUCCAUUUGACAACAUUAUCAGAAGCUGAUUGUUGGUCUCUGUUCAAGCAACGAGCGUUUGUGCAUGGACGACAAGAACAUCCAAACCUCGUAAUGCAUGGAAAGGAAAUUGUAAAGAAGUGUGGUGGUGUCCCAUUGGCGGCAAAGACACUCGGAAGCUUGAUGCGGCUUAAAACAGAGGAAAGAGAGUGGUUGCUUGUUAGAGAAAGUGAAAUUUGGAAUUUACCCGAAGAAGAUAAUCACAUUUUGCCCGCUCUAAAGUUGAGUUAUUAUCAUCUGCCAUCACAUUUGAAGCAAUGUUUUGCCUACUGCUCAAUAUUUCCAAAAAAUUAUAGAAUUGAAAAGAAGAAACUGAUCCGACUUUGGAUGGCUGAAGGUUUCCUUCAAUCGUCAGAUGGAAUUAAACAAAUGGAAGACAUUGGUGGAGAGUAUUUUAAUAAUCUGUUGUGGCGGUCCUUCUUUCAAGAUGUUCAUAAUGAUGGGAAUAUAGAAUGGUGCAAGAUGCAUGACCUUGUGCAUGAUGUUGCAUGCUCUGUUGCAGGGAAUGAAUGCUCAAUUCUGAAGGUCAAGAAUGCAGUGAAUAUCUCUAACAUGAGCCGGGCUCGCCGUCUGUCCUUGGAUUACGAGUAUAGUAAUUGCGUCCUAACAGUCCAGAAUGACAUGAGAACAGCAAACCAUUUGCGAACACUGCUUGUGCUUAGAGGAUGGAAUGUCAGCGUUCCUCGUGAACUUUUGGUACAUUUUAUGUGCCUGCGUGUGUUAGAUUUAAGUGAUGCAAAUGUCACUAUGGAGUUGUUGGUUUCAAUUGGUGAGUUGAAACACUUGAGAUAUCUCGACCUGUCUAUUACUGAAAUACAAGCCCUUCCUCCUGAAUCUAUCAGCACUCUUCACCGGUUGCAAACCUUGAGACUCCAGUGUAUUAAACUAAAAGAGUUACCCAUGGACAUGAGCAAAAUGAUUAGCCUAAGACAUCUUGAAAUCGAUGAUCCAUUGGGUGGAUUGACCAAUAUGCCACCUAAUAUGGGAGAAUUGAAGUUCCUUCAGACGCUGUCAGUAUUCAUCAUUGGUAAGGAUGGUGGAUGUGGUAUAAGAGAGCUGCAGGGCCUAAACCUCGGAGGAGAAUUGACUAUUCGAAACCUUGAGAAUGUGACAUGUGCAGCAGAUGCCCAGGUUGCCAACUUGAAGGAGAAGCCAAACCUUCAGAAGUUAUACUUUUCAUGGGGUGAUCAGAAUAUUAAUCUUCAGUUGGAAGGAAUUGUUGAGCAAACACUCGAAGGCCUCCAACCGCAUCCAAAUCUAAAAAGGUUGGAGGUGAGAGGUUAUGUGGGUGUCAGAUUUCCGCAAUGGAUGAGUAAUUCGUUGCUUUUGAAUCUGACUGAAAUCUCGCUGAUUAAUUGCAGAAGAUGCGAACAGCUCCCGUCACUUGGCCAAUUACCAUUCCUUAAGGUUCUUAAAGUAGAUGGAAUGGAUGCUGUGAAACGCAUUGACAACCAAUUCUAUGGCAAUGUUAUUACACAGGGAUUCCCAUCCCUGGAAAUACUCUGGUUGAGAGACAUGCGUAAUUUAGAGGAGUGGUCAGAAUUCAACGGAAGAGAAGUAUUCCCCUGCCUCAAACAAUUAUUUGUCGACAGAUGCCCAAAGCUCGAGUCUAUAACAGGGGAGCUUGGAAACCUUGCUGCUCUCAAGGGUCUGAUUAUCAUUGCCAGAGGAGUUGCAAAACUCCACAUCUCUCCAUUGGCUGAUUAUUGA
Messenger RNA from Magnolia sinica, 2715 nucleotides. RefSeq names its product putative disease resistance protein RGA3. The record is from RefSeq and is a predicted model, not a curated record. Lineage: Eukaryota; Viridiplantae; Streptophyta; Magnoliopsida; Magnoliales; Magnoliaceae. Bases 1 to 2715 code for a protein of 904 amino acids. Gene Ontology annotation, molecular function: ADP binding. The transcript has a single exon. Gene Ontology annotation, biological process: defense response to other organism.